AUGGCCGACGAAGAAAACAAAGCAGAAAGCACCGAAGAGUCCGGAUCCAGCAAGGGUGGGGGGAUGAAACUCCUCAUCAUCAUCGCAGUGAUCAUGAUCGUCGAAGGAGCGGCGGUGUUCUUCCUCGUUUCAUCUAUGGGUGGACCAAAGGGCGCGGAUGCAACGGAGCUCGCGGAACUCGAAGGCACCGGAGAAGAUGCGCCUGUCGAGAUCCCGCUUGUUGAGGACCGAUUCCAGAACAUGUCCACCGGGCAUGUCUGGGAAUGGCGCGUCCAGAUCGUCCUGCGUGCUCGUCAGAAGAAUCAGGCACACAUCGAGACCAUCAAAGAACGCGAUACCGCUCUGCUGACCGAGGGGAUCGCACUGAUCUUCCGUCGAGCACAGGAUCGCCAUCUCCGCGAGCCUGGACUGGAGACGAUCACGCGACAGCUGACGACAUACAUCAACGAGGUCUUCGGGUUAGACGCUGACGGCAUGCCACGCGUUGAUCGCGUCAUCAUCCCUGAGUGCAAGGGUAAGCAAUAUCUGCGCAUUGGCGCAAAGACUGGACCCGAUCGGCAAGAUAGGCCGAUAAGUUUGUAUGCGCCGGGAGUCGGCGUGCGCGUUGUGUCGAUGGCGGAGUCCAAGGAAUCCACGAUGUCCGAAGAAGCAGAGAAUCUAGAGCCCCAGAACGAUGCAGAUGAUGCUCAAGAACCCAAUGCUGAGGAAGCAUUGGAUGACGCAUCUGCAAUUGCAGACGAUGUCGCGGCACAAGCCGACGAAGGCGCCGAUAUGAGCGACGAUGAAGCCGCAGCUCUCGCGGCUGCAAUGUCAGCGAUCAGCGAUGUCAGCAGCGCCGCUGGAGGAGACUCCGCCGGGAGUGGCAGUCCCUUCGAAUCUCCAGUUCUUGAAGACUCGGGUAACUCAGGUCCCAAGAGCGAUCUCGAUCUGCUCUCCGAUGUCCAUAUGAAUGUCCGCAUCGAACUGGGUCGUACACGAAUGUUCGUCGAAGAUGUGCUGCGUUUAGGAGAUGGCGCUGUCGUGGAGCUGGACAAACUUGCGGGAGAUCCAGUCGAUGUCUUCGUCAACGAUCGCAAAGUCGCUCGAGGCGAGGUGCUCGUCCUGAACGACAACUUCUGUGUGCGAUCCGCUCUUGUGAAAGGCCAGGAUGGCGACAUGAUCGGGACUCUCAAGGUGCGAAUGUGCACCACAAUCAUCACACUCUGCAUCUCUGCACAUGCGUUUGCACAGCAUGGCCCAUUGGUCGAGUAUGCACCUGAGCCGAUCAUUGAUCUGAUCGAGCAGAUGCCAUCGCAAUCAAACAAACAGUCAACUGCUGAGAUCGCAGCGCAAACCGAGACUCAGAUUAACCCGGAAUCAUCAUCGGCGAAACCGCUCGGACUCCCUCGUCCGCAAGAGAGCAUGCCGAUUGGUGGGGAUGAUGUCACGACACCCGCCGUGCUCGGAAAGGAGUUUCUCCGCACGAUUGCCGCGCUCGCAGGGGUGCUCUUGCUGAUCUUCGCGCUCGCGCAGCUCUACAAAAGAAUCGCACGCACCAAAGGCGGACUCAGCGGUCAGAUGGGCGCCGGAGGUCGAGCACCGGCAGGGCUCGUCGAGGUCCUCGCGCGCUAUCCCAUCUCCAGCGGCAUGACGAUCGUCGUGCUCCGCUUCGAUCGCAAGGUGCUCCUGCUCUCACACGCGAGCUCUCGUCGAGGAAAGCGUGGUGGGGGUGUUGGGGAGAUGCACACACUCUGCGAGAUCAACACUCCCGAAGAGGUCGCAUCCAUUUUGGGGAAAGUCCGCGAUGCGGAAGGCGAUUCAAUCUCCGCAUCGUUCGAGCGGACGCUCCAAGAAGCCGGGAACGCGACGGAUCAAGAAAUCCAGCAAGCGAUGUAUCAGCCUUCGCCGGGCAUGCAUGUGCAGCGUCCUCGCCGGAUCGCUCCAGGAUUUGUGAGCAACGACGAGGGGGGCGUUGAACUCGUGGGUCGUCUCCGUUCCAUCCUGAUCGCUUUGUGCUUCGGGCUAUUGGCAAACACCUUGUUCGCUCAGCUUGGUCCCGCUCCGAGCGAAUCCUCCAGCGACGCGUUCAAUCCGCUGAUGGUCCUCGAAGAUGCGGGGACCGCGAUCAACGCCGCGAGCGGGAUCGGCUCGCGGGUGCAGGGUACUAUCGCUCCGAGCAGUGGCGCAGAGCAGUCCGGAUUGUCCGUGACACUCAACAUCAUGCUGCUGCUGACGGUGAUCGCUCUGGUCCCGUCCAUUAUGCUGAUGACGACCAGCUUCAUCCGCAUCAUGGUGGUCCUCGCGCUGCUGCGUCAAGCGAUGGGCACACAGUCGCUCCCGCCGGGUCAGGUCAUCACCGGACUCGCACUCUUUAUGACCGCGCUCGUGAUGAAACCGACCAUCGAUCGAGUCUGGAGCGAAGCCGUCGUCCCGUAUCAGAACGGCGAGAUCCGCAACAUGGAUGUCCUCUGGGAACGCGCCUCGACCCCGAUGCGUGACUUCAUGUUCGAUCAGAUCGAAGCGACCGACAACUGGUCAUCGCUCUACAUGAUCCUCAACUACCAAGGCGUGGACACUUCCGAACCCGAAUCCAUGACACGAGCAGACAUCUCGACAACGACCCUCAUCCCGGCGUACAUGCUCAGCGAGCUCAAGGUCUCGUUCUUGAUGGGGUUCCGUGUGUACCUGCCGUUCCUUGUGAUCGACAUGGUCAUCGCGUCGCUGCUGAUCUCGAUGAGCAUGAUGAUGCUCCCUCCGGUUCUAAUUUCGCUGCCGUUCAAGCUGAUGCUGUUUGUGCUCGUCGAUGGAUGGACCUUAGUCGUCGGCUCACUUCUCGAGAGCUUCGUGCAAGAAGGCACGAGCGGUAGACUCAGCGCGACCGCUGCUGCAACUAUCCCAAUCUUCAUGCUCGCGCGCAUCGUGAAGCAGAGCAAUGCGAUGAUUGACGAAGCCGCGCUGCAGAUGAUCCGUGACGCGUUAUAUAUCGUGCUGUUGAUCGCAACCCCGCUGCUCUUGAUCGGGAUGAUCCUGGGUUUGGUGAUCUCGCUGAUCCAGUCCGUCACCUCCAUCCAGGAUCAAACGCUGACCUUUGUUCCCAAGAUCAUCGCGCUCGUUGUCGCGGCGGUGUUGUUAUUGCCUUGGAUCAUCACUGUGCUCAGUGAGUUCACAACAGAGAUGAUGAAGCUGUUCUGA
Molecule: messenger RNA, 3171 nt
Organism: Symbiodinium sp. CCMP2592
Lineage: Eukaryota; Dinophyceae; Suessiales; Symbiodiniaceae
Source: the annotation of a GenBank genome assembly